Zingiber officinale is the source of this 822-nucleotide messenger RNA. RefSeq lists its product as uncharacterized. The coding region runs from base 1 to 822 and encodes 273 amino acids. The transcript is spliced from 4 exons. Lineage: Eukaryota; Viridiplantae; Streptophyta; Magnoliopsida; Zingiberales; Zingiberaceae. The record is from RefSeq and is a predicted model, not a curated record.
AUGAAGAAUGAGAUCAAGCUGUUAACCCAAAGAAUGGAAAAUUCUAAGAAACAUCAAAAGAUGCAAGACAACCAGAUAGCCCAGAUAGCCCAAUCUAUCUCAAGAGCACAGGGAACAUUUCCAGGGAAGCCAGAUAUAAACUCAGUGGAACAUUGUAACUGCAUUGAGCUGAGGAGCGGACAGACUUUGGGAGACCCCCAAAUCAUUACUCAGAAGGAACCUGACUCAGAGGAAGAGCCCUCUUCCCCAAUACCCAAUCAGACCCAGACCAGGGAUGGAGAGGAGGUUACUAAGAAAGUUGAAGGAACUCUUCAAGUUCCCCCACAGAGUCAGACGAUUCCUUUCCCUCAGAAACUGAUAACCUCCCAUAAGGAUGAAGAGAGGCAGAAGGGCGACUUCGAGACCGUAGAAUUAACAGAGAAUUACAGCGCUCUACUUAUGGCAAAUACUCCACCAAAACUUCAGGAUCCAGGAAGUUUUUUCAUACCGUGCAAAAUUGGCCCUGAACUCAUACAGAGAGCUUUCUGCGACUUGGGGGCCAGCGUUAGCCUACUUCCAUACCCCAUGGGAAUAGUGGAAGAUGUGCCAGUAAAAGUGGGUGGAUGUAUUGUUCCCACAGAUUUCAUUAUCAUGGAUAUGGAGGAAGAUCCCAAGAUACCGAUCAUCCUUGGAAGACCAUUCCUUGCCACAGCUGGAGCCAUCAUUGAUGAUGUGCAGAUCCUCCACGAGCUGGCCGUGAGAGUUUCAUGGGAGCGGAGGUGUCAGAGGAACCGAAAGAGUGAAAGGCGAGUCACCGUGAGCCUAAAGGAGUCGGUCGUGUGA